Aspergillus luchuensis is the source of this 2121-nucleotide messenger RNA. Its product is annotated as putative phosphoinositide phosphatase (Sac1). The coding region runs from base 1 to 2121 and encodes 706 amino acids. The transcript has 3 exons. Gene Ontology annotation, biological process: phosphatidylinositol dephosphorylation. Gene Ontology annotation, molecular function: phosphatidylinositol-4-phosphate phosphatase activity. NCBI's taxonomy places the organism in Eukaryota, Fungi, Ascomycota, Eurotiomycetes, Eurotiales, Aspergillaceae. Gene Ontology annotation, cellular component: endoplasmic reticulum. The record is from RefSeq and is a predicted model, not a curated record.
AUGGCUGCUUCCGUUCUUCCAUUUCGCGAUAUCAAUUUGCACGCUGCCUCCUCUCAUUAUGCCUUCACUUCACCCUCAUCCCCUAAUGCCCCGACACUUGUUGUCGAGCGUCCGACCGGCGACUUGCGGCUCAGUAACGGCACCCUCUCCGGAGCCAAGCGCAUCUCCAGUAUUGCAGGCAUUCUGGGUAUUAUCAAACUGAAGCUCGAUAAAUACAUUAUAGUUAUCACCAAGGCCCUGCCCGUGGGGCGCCUACGCGGCCACAUGGUCUAUAAGGUUGCGGCGACCGAGUUCUUGCCUCUGCGUGAGCGCUCUCUGCACGACUAUGAUGAAGACACCUAUCUGGCACUGUUGAAGGAGCUGCUUCGUACGGGACCUAUGUACUUUUCCUACGCUCUGGAUAUCACCAAUAGCUUCCAACGUCAGUCUCAAACCGACCCCAACCUUCCUAUGUGGAAACGAGCCGAUGAUCGAUUUUUCUGGAACCGUUUCAUUCAGUCCGACUUGAUUGACUUCAGUCUGGGAGAACAUGAUGUUACCGGGGUGCGCUACGGACCACAACCUGGAGUUGACCCGUAUAUUCUGCCUGUUAUGUUCGGAAUGCUUCGCAUCACGCCCGCAAAAGUCAAGUCCACUUCUUUCACAUUUGCUCUUAUAACCAGGAGAUCUAGGUACCGCGGUGGGACAAGGUAUUUCUCCCGCGGUAUCGAUGAUCAAGGCCACGUGUCCAACUACAAUGAGACUGAGCAGAUUGUUAUACUCAAUGAUGCGACGGGAGGUCUAUCUGGGUUCUCUGGAGGCCAGUCCUUAGCAAAGGACAAACUGGGUGGCUCAGCGCAGGACCUUCAGGUCAUGGCGUUCGUACAGACCAGAGGAAGUGUACCCGUAUACUGGGCCGAAGUCAACAACCUGAAGUACACACCGAAGCUGCAGGUCCGUGGGGUUGAAACUGCCGUCGAUGCUGCUCGUAAGCAUUUCGCUGAGCAGAUCCGUGUCUAUGGCGAGAACUACCUGGUCAACCUUGUGAACCAGAAAGGCAGGGAAGAGCGUGUGAAGACUGCCUACGAACAGCUCGUUCGCAUCCUCGUGUCGUCCUCUACCGAUAGCACCGAAGCGGAUGAAAUAACGUCGGAGAAGGUGCACGCGGUGGAGCCCGGGCUCAGGCAGAAAGAGUUGGACCGACUCCACUACGUAUAUUUCGACUUUCACAAUGAGACAAAGGGUCUCAAGUGGCAUCGUGCGGAGUUGCUGCUGGAACGGCUAAUGGACGGUCUAACACGAGGCGGUUAUUUCCGUGGAGUAGAAAAUCCGGGUGCUCCUGGUGGUCAGUUGGAUACACGCUCCGCGCAGUCUAGCGUCGUCCGGACGAACUGCAUGGACUGUCUGGAUCGUACAAAUGUCGUUCAGAGUAUGCUGGGACGUUGGGCUAUAACACGUCAGCUCGUUGACGCCGGAGUUUUACAGCCUGGAGAAGCAGCGAAUGAUGACCGCGACUUCGAAAACCUAUUCCGUAACAUCUGGGCAGACAAUGCUGAUGUUGUGUCUAAGGCCUAUUCCGGUACUGGAGCGUUGAAGACCGAUUUCACCCGGACUGGCGAGCGCACUCGCGCUGGUAUGCUGCAAGACUUGAACAACUCCAUCACACGAUAUGUACGGAACAACUUCAUGGACGGUCCUCGACAAGAUGGGUUCGAUGUCUUCCUGGGCACCUAUCUUCCCCCGAACUCCACCCUUGGGAACAUUCAGCUCUUCCUGGAUCGUCGACCACUCAUCAUCCAGUCUGUUCCGUAUAUCUUUGCUGCUGGAGUCUUCUUGAUCACGGUAGCUGCCUUCACGAGACGCUUGCCCGACUCCACCGUGUGGCCUCUGCGCUUAUUUGUUCUUUUCUGGUUCAUCGUCAGCGCCUGGUGUGCACGUUUUAUCCUUGCUCACGGAAUGCUCUAUGUAAACUGGCCGAAAUUGAACACACCUACAGCUGGCUCUGAGGGGUAUCAAGAUGCGCUCAUAAAGGCUCGGUCUGAUCCUAUAGUCGGCCAAUUACUCCCUGCGAGGAGGCACCAGAGAGGGUACAGCAAUGCCCGGCUGGUGUUUCUCGAGGAGGGCAAAACGAGGAUCGAGUAA